Molecule: messenger RNA, 3785 nt
Organism: Rhopalosiphum padi (bird cherry-oat aphid)
Lineage: Eukaryota; Metazoa; Arthropoda; Insecta; Hemiptera; Aphididae
Product: diuretic hormone receptor-like
Exons: 13
Coding region: 269-1615 (448 amino acids)
Biological process (GO): adenylate cyclase-modulating G protein-coupled receptor signaling pathway; cell surface receptor signaling pathway
Cellular component (GO): plasma membrane
Molecular function (GO): peptide hormone binding; G protein-coupled peptide receptor activity; diuretic hormone receptor activity
Source: RefSeq, a predicted model, not a curated record
GAAAUAUCUACGGUUUCAGUGUACUCGGUGUUUUCGACUCGGUCGCCCGAUUUUCGAGUAUCGCGUGUGCGUAGUUCGCGAAUUUCCACUUUAUCGUAAUUUUGUUUUUUCGUUUUACUUAUUGUAUGUACAUGUUAAAUAAAAUGAUGUUGAAGAUCGCUUUCUGACGAGGUAGACUGUGUUCGGACACAAAUAUCCCAAUAAAAGCGCUCAAAAUGGUUUUAAUAAUAUUUUGCUUACAUAGGAAUAACUGAAACUCAAAUUUACGAUGAAUAUCACUACUACAAAUAACACUUGUUCACCUGAAAAAAUACUAAAUCCUGGUUGGUGUCCUAGUCACUGGGAUCUAUUAUUAUGUUGGAAAGCUUCAAAACCUGGUACUGUAGUGUACCAAGCAUGUUUUGAUGAAUUGAACGGAGUACGUUAUGAUACAUCACAAAAUGCUAGUCGUCGUUGUAAAUCGAAUGGUAUCUGGGAAAAUUCUUCUGAUUAUAUGAACUGCCGACCUUUGGAUACAAAUAACUCAUUAUAUCCAGAUCCAUCAAUUGUAUUCACAUCAUAUUUUUACUAUGGUGGUUAUACUAUAUCAUUAGUAGCAUUGGUAGCAGCUGUUUCCAUAUUUGUUUACUUCAAAGAUUUACGGUGCUUGAGAAACACAAUACACACAAAUUUGAUGUGCACUUAUAUACUAUCAGAUUUUACAUGGAUAUUGACGUCAACACUACAGGAAUGGCUUUCAGCUAGUAAUAACGCUUGUGUGUUAUUUACAUUUUCGUUACAUUAUUUUGUAUUAACAAAUUUCUUUUGGAUGUUUGUCGAAGGCUUGUACCUGUAUAUUUUGGUUGUAGAGACUUUCACCAGGGAAAAUAUCAAACUCCGUGUUUACAUGUUUAUUGGCUGGGGUUUUCCACUUGUAAUUAUGAUUAUUUGGGGUGUUUCUAAGAUCAUCACACCAAUUGAAGUAGAGGAAAGAAGCGAUUCUUGUUCUUGGAUGACUCCACAUCCCGUGCACGAUUGGAUCUAUCAAGGGCCGGCAAUAAUAGUGCUGAUAGUAAAUUUGGUUUUUCUGUCAAAAAUAAUGUGGGUACUAAUAACAAAACUAAGGUCAGCAAAUUCGGCUGAAACCCAACAAUACCGCAAAGCUAGUAAAGCUUUGUUAGUUCUUAUACCAUUGUUAGGCGUUACCUACAUACUAACCAUGGUCGGGCCUACAGAAUCCGGUACUUACGCUAACUAUUAUUCUUAUGGUAGAGCUACACUUUUGUCUAUGCAGGGAUUUAUGGUGGCAAUAUUUUACUGCUUUGUCAAUUCCGAAGUAAAGAACACGUUCAAACAUCAUUUCAUUCGAUGGAAUGACGCGAGAAAUCUGAGAACCGGUGGUAGUCGAAGAUUUACUUAUUCAAAAGAUUGGUCACCGAACACAAGGUCCGAUAGUGUCAGGUUGGCCCGGCCAUCGAUCAUCGCGGAUUCGGUCAUGAACAAAGGCAAGAGGGCCUCGACCGUCAGCAGUUCGACGACGAUGACGUUCAUCGUGUCUAACGGGUCGGGCGGCGUGUUGCUAUCGAACGCCUGUCAAAAUCGCAUGUUGAACGCCGCCUCCGAAAAUGUCGUCUAGAAAAAAAAACAUAAAAAUAUAAUAUAUAUAUAUAUAUAUAUGCUACACUUUAAAGGUCCGACGGUAUCGUCGUUAGUAAACAACUAGUGUGUGUCUAUUCGUCCCGCAGCUGUCCUCUCGCUAUUAGUAUAAAAGUUCUUAACCGGUAAACCCAUUACUACCUCAGACCUACGCGUGUCACUUUUAUCACCACAAUCCCACAUUUCUCUUGUGUACCAUAUUUAUUACACGCAAUUACUGCGUGACGUGUUUUAAUGUAUAUAUGUAUCCGUCUUUGUGUUUGUGUUUGUGCGUGUCACGUGUGUGUGUGUGUGUGUGUGUGUGUGUGUGUGUGUGUGUGUGUGUGUGUGUGUGUGUGUGUGUGGUGUGUGCAUUCAUACGACCUUUUGUUUUGUAAAACACUAUUUUCAAGACCUGCAGGUAUUACAAUAUGAUUUUGAUUUUACACAGAUUAUAAUAAGGCAUAUCGGUAAAAACAAAAUGUAAGUCAAAUCCGUAUAAAGUAAUAAUAUAAUAUAUAUGUACCUCGUAUAAUAAAUAAUACUAUAUUUUUUCCAGUACGGAAAUCGUAAUGGGACUUCUUAGAAAACCGUGACUUAAACGCAGUUCAAAAAAUAUUGCUCAUAAUACUCGUAUAGGUAACCUUAAAUACUCGUACUUUUAUUGUUUUGAACUACUCGCAUACAUUACGAAAACAUAGACGACAGGUAAAAAAUAAACUUUUCUGUAAUCGGUUUAUAUAAUUGUAUAUAAUAAUAUGAGCCCUCUGCUCGCGCAGAAAAUUUUUAGAUUUUAAAAACCACCUAAACAAUUGUUACGAUGAUUGUUUUUACAGAAUUAUUCUAACAUUUGAACAUAAUGUCAUGGUAAGGAACAUUAAAUUUAAAAUUUAAAGUUAUCCAAAUAAACUAAAUAAAUUAUAAAAUUUAAGUGAUAUUUUACAAUUUUUCAGUUUUUGAUAUAUUUUUUUGAAAAUAAAUUUUCAUUUUAAUUAAAAAUAAAUAUCAAAUACCUUGAGUAAAUUUAUCAUUUUCAAUAAAAUAAACCAAUCAGUUUCGGUAUUUACAUUUAAAUUGGGAAAGAAUAAAAAUAUAUUGAUUUAAUUAAUGUUUUUAUUUAUUAGUGUAAAUACUAAAUAGUAACGUUUGGGUUUAAUUGAAAAUCUAUUGACUAACAAUGAAAAACCUACACAUAUUUUUAAUUUUUUUUUUAUCUAUAGUAGUAUACUUAUAUUAAAAAAAUAUCAUGCACAGUUUAUCUGUUCCUCAAAUAGUUGUAUGAUAAAUAAUAUAUUUUCAAUUUUCUUAUUAUGUUUAUGUAACUUCUACAACAAUAUCUAUUUAUAUCAUAGACUUAUAACUUGAAUUUUUUUUAUAUGUGUCCAAUUGAAUUGCGAAAUAAUAAAAACGCAUUCGUGUAUGUAUAUUAUAACUAAAAUAUGUGUGUAGUUUGCAGAAAUUUAAAUUUAAGAUUAAGCUAUUCCAUACACUGUUUGUAUACAUCUUUUAAAAUAUUAAAAAAUUAAAAAUUAACAUAUAAUAAAUUACUAAUUGUUAAUUAAUAAUCUAAGUAUUUGGUAACUAAGUGUUUAAUAACACAUCAUAUCAGUGCUGCAAUUAGAUUAUGUAUUAUAUUUAAAUAACCGGAAAUGCAAAUAGUUACUAUGGUAAAUUCAUGAAUAUAUCGUACUGCAUUGACGUUUCACGAAUAAUUGGAUAAUAUUAUAACUCUUAGUCGUUGCUCUGCAUAUCAGUACUCUUUAAUCAUUUAAUAAUUAACUAUUCCCUAAAUAAUAAUGAUAUAUUAUUACGUACCUACUAUGUAAUAUUAAUGUGGGAUUCAUAACAAUGUUUAAUUAUUAUUUGCAUAGAAUUAGGUAAUUAUUUACUUUAAAGUAUAUUGUUUUUUUUUUAUUUAUUUAUUUUACUAUCUACCUAUGCCUUCAUAUGUUACUAGUUGUUAAUAACUUCACUUAGUUUAUAAGUCUAUUACAGUAAAAUUCCAUUAUUUUAUUUACUAUUAUUAUUAUUUUUAAUCAAAAUUAAGUUUAAGCAUGAAUAAAAAUUAUAUCAACCAUUAGAUUUAAGAUGCGUUAAAAACUAUGAUAAAUACAAUUAUUAUCCCUAUAAAUGUUAAACUUUAAUAAAUAUAUAUAUAUAUUAUUAUUAAU